Messenger RNA from Hirsutella rhossiliensis, 1017 nucleotides. RefSeq names its product glyceraldehyde 3-phosphate dehydrogenase, NAD binding domain-containing protein. The record is from RefSeq and is a predicted model, not a curated record. Gene Ontology annotation, biological process: glucose metabolic process. Lineage: Eukaryota; Fungi; Ascomycota; Sordariomycetes; Hypocreales; Ophiocordycipitaceae. Bases 1 to 1017 code for a protein of 338 amino acids. The transcript has 2 exons. Gene Ontology annotation, molecular function: NAD binding; NADP binding; oxidoreductase activity, acting on the aldehyde or oxo group of donors, NAD or NADP as acceptor.
AUGGCUCCCGUCAAGGUCGGCAUCAACGGCUUCGGCCGCAUCGGCCGCAUCGUUUUCCGCAACGCCGUCGAGCUGCCCAACAUCGAGGUGGUUGCCGUCAACGACCCCUUCAUCGAGACUGAAUACGCUGCCUACAUGCUCAAGUAUGACACUUCCCACGGCGUCUUCAAGGGCGACAUUGCCGUCGACGGCAAGGAUCUGUCCAUCAACAACAAAAAGGUCAAGUUUUACACGGAGCGCGACCCGGCCGCCAUUCCCUGGAAGGACACGGGUGCCGAGUACGUCAUCGAGUCCACCGGCGUCUUCACCACCACCGACAAGGCCAAGGCCCAUCUCCAGGGCGGCGCCAAGAAGGUCAUCAUCUCGGCCCCCUCGGCCGAUGCCCCCAUGUACGUCAUGGGCGUCAAUGAGAAGUCGUACGACGGCAAGGCCGAUGUCAUCUCCAACGCCUCGUGCACCACAAACUGCCUGGCUCCCCUGGCAAAGGUCAUCCACGACAAGUUCACCAUUGUCGAGGGUCUCAUGACCACCGUCCACUCCUACACCGCCACCCAGAAGACCGUCGACGGCCCCUCCGGCAAGGACUGGCGAGGCGGCCGUGCUGCUGCCCAGAACAUCAUCCCCAGCAGCACCGGCGCCGCAAAGGCCGUCGGCAAGGUCAUCCCCGACCUCAACGGCAAGCUGACGGGCAUGUCCAUGCGCGUCCCCACCGCCAACGUCUCCGUCGUCGAUCUGACGGUCCGCCUCGAGAAGAGCGCCACGUACGACCAGAUCAAGGACGCCAUCAAGGAGGCCGCCAACGGCCCCCUCAAGGGCAUUCUCGCCUACAGCGAGGACGCUCUCGUCUCCAGCGACUUGAACGGCAACACAAACUCGUCCAUCUUCGACGCCACUGCCGGCAUCUCCCUCAACCCCAACUUUGCCAAGCUCAUCAGCUGGUACGACAACGAGUGGGGCUACUCCCGCCGUGUCCUGGACCUUGUGGCCUACAUCGCCAAGGUCGAUGCCGGCAAGUGA